AUGCUACCAAAGGUGAAUCCCAUUAAGUCGGUGUUGGAUCCUGCCACAGCAGAGACGCAUCCGAAAGGGACAAAUGUCAGCGGCAGCGUUGACAUGGUGGAAUGUGGGUCUUUGGCCACGGCGCGGCGUGAGAACACUAAAACUUGCGGAGGCCUCCGUAGCCCUGUACAUCCUGCCUACACAGCCAUGGAGCAGGCGGAGAUGACAAACGUGGACGACUUUGCAGAGCAGCUUGAGGGAUGUAAUAUCCAGGUGCAGGUUCGAACGCGCGGUACCGGUCGACGGUCGCCUCUUGUAGCCAUGCUUACGCAUUCAGUACGCGGUUCCCCUGUAGAUUUAUUAAAUUCGUGCGGCAGUGGAAUAAGUAGUCCCAUGGUUGAUGGUGCUCCUGGGGUUGGAGUGGAGCCUGCGUCGCGCACGGGGUUCAAUACAAACGCAUUACUGCAAGAUCCAUUACCAAGCACAGUUGUUCACCGUGCGUUGCAUGGCAAAUGUCGUUUCAUUCAAUUUCCUCAACUUGCACCCUUUGAACCACCGCCACAGCCGCCUGCGAGAACGACUUUUCCUCUUUUUGUUGGUCAAGUGCGGUUUGAGACAACACAGGCAGAGCUGAUUUGGCUUAUUCGGCGCACAUCUGGUGCGUGUGUCCUCACAGUGGAAGGUCGAGGGAGUGGCUGUUUCAUCAUGCACCUGCAGAGCGAAGCUGAACGCGGGCUGGUGCGUCAGCUGCAUAAACGCAUUCUAUUUGACAUUGGUGGAGCCUGGUUUGCCCGCUCCUCUGAGGAGGUGGAUGGCCUCUGUGAGUACGUGGCACUCAGGGGACCGUAUCUGUCUAAGCAGGCGAAGCUGCCGCGGGACGCAAUGGUGGUGGAGGACAUCAAGGUGGAUUCCACAGAUAUGGGCUCCUGUCAUCCCUGCUGUUAUUCACGCGGGACCUCAGUGCAUUCGUUGAGUAGUGCUAGCACUACCUGGGAAUCUCCUAACAACGCGUGGGUCAUGACCUCGUCGUCGCCGCUGGCAACACCACUGCCGUGA
This is a messenger RNA of Trypanosoma rangeli, 1035 nucleotides long. RefSeq lists its product as uncharacterized. The transcript has a single exon. Lineage: Eukaryota; Euglenozoa; Kinetoplastea; Trypanosomatida; Trypanosomatidae. The record is from RefSeq and is a predicted model, not a curated record. The coding region runs from base 1 to 1035 and encodes 344 amino acids.